AGGAAUGAUGAAACCAACCACCCUCAAAGUUGAACAGUUUCUUCUCUUCUUCAUAACAUAACCCUCUCUAUUUGGUUAUUUCCACACGUUAACAUCAGUAUAUUCACUCUUGCAUGAUAUCCACUUGCCCACAGAAUAAGAAGAAGAAGAAGAAAAAUCUCAUAUCUUUAAGCGUUACCCAGAUAUACCGUAACUUCAUUCACAUAUUUCUCACGCAAACUCACCAAAAACAACAGUUUUAAAAGCUUGAGAAAAAAGUGUGAAAGAUGGGAAGAGAUCUUUGUGCAAGUGGGAAAAUGGAAGGGUUGAGAAGCUCAUGGUCCCAAAUGGAGAAAGCCUUCAACGAAGCUGUUUCAAAGAGCUUUGUUGGAAGGUAUUUCAAGUUGGAAGCAAGGAAGAGUUGUUUCACGAGGGAGCUUCGCGCUGCCACAGCCACUUUCCUGACCAUGGCCUACAUCAUCACAGUUAACGCCACCAUCAUUGGGGUCUCCGGCGGAACCUGCACCACAAAAGACUGCUCGUCUAUGGACUGUAAGGUGAAAUCUGACAUUGAGUACCAGAGUUGUCUGGCAAAGACAAAGAAUGACCUUGUUGUGGCCACGGCUGUUUCAGGCCUUGUUGGGUCUGUUGCCAUGGGCCUAUUCGCCAACCUCCCUUUGGGCCUGGCCCCGGGAAUGGGGCCCAACGCGUACUUCGCUUUUAACUUGGUUGGUUUUCAUGGUACUGGGCCGCUCUCAUACCAGACUGCACUGGCUGUGAUUUGUGUUGAGGGGAUUGUUUUUCUUUUGGUCUCAGCCCUUGGGCUGAGGGGGAAGCUUGCCAAGCUCAUUCCUCAUUCAGUGAGGCUUGGUUGUGCUGCUGGGAUCGGGCUUUUCAUCGCCUUCACGGGCCUGCAGGCCGGCCUCGGUGUCGGGCUUAUUGGGCCUGAUGCUGCUAAUCUGGUUACCAUCACUGCCUGCAAAGUUGUGGACCCGGAAACUGGGGCUUGCGUGGGUGGGAAACUGCAAAGCCCAAAGUUCUGGCUGGGCCUUGUUGGCUUCAUCAUCACAAGUUAUGGGUUGAUGAAGAAUGUCAAGGGAAGCAUGAUUUAUGGCAUUCUGUUUGUGACUUUGGUGUCUUGGUUUAGGCAUACUGAAGUGACUUAUUUUCCAAACACCCCACUUGGUGAUGCAAAUUAUAAUUACUUCAAGCAAGUGAUUGGCUUUCACAACAUUGAAUCCACUGCUGGGGUUCUUAGCUUUAGUGGUUUUAACAAAAGGGAAGUUUGGGUGGCCUUGGCUACCUUGUUAUAUGUUGAUGUGCUUGCCAUCACUGGCACUAUGUACACCAUGGCAGAGAUUGGUGGGUAUGUGGACGAGAAAGGACAAUUUGAAGGUGAAUACGUGGCAUACUUGGUUGAUGCAGGUAGCACCAUUGUGGGUUCUGCAUUAGGUGUGUCAACCACAGCAACAUUUGUGGAGUCAUCAGCUGGUAUGAGAGAAGGUGGUCGCACAGGACUAACAGCAUUUUUCAUUGGGUUUUUCUUCUUUCUGUCACUGUUUUUCACUCCUCUAUUGGCUAGUGUUCCUCCUUGGGCUAUAGGACCCUCACUUGUGAUGGUUGGGGUGAUGAUGAUGAAGGUGGUGAAGGACAUAGAUUGGACCAACACAAAGGAUGCAGUGCCUGCUUUUGCCACCAUGCUCCUCAUGCCUCUCACUUACUCCAUUGCAAACGGGAUCAUUGGUGGGGUUGGACUCUACAUUGCUCUUAGCCUCUAUGACUAUGCUGCAAGCAUCGUAAAUUGGUUGAGGAAGAUGAGGAGAAUGGUGGCCAAGGAACAAAACCAAGUUUCUGCUACUGCAGGUGUUGACUCGGCAGUGGAAAUGAUAUGAAUGUUAUAAUUUUGGUUAUCAAACGUGGACUUAUGGUGUUUAGUUUUAAUUAGUAGUCCUUGUUUAUAGAUUUUAGUUGAUAAUACAUGGGUUCUAGUCUAGAGUCGCAAGAUGAAUUGUAUUCAUAUUUCACAGUGUCAUCCUACAUAUAUUUUAGCAUAGUAGUUUGCUUCAUGAGUGGGAACUUGAUACUUGUGAGGGAACGUUGUUUGUAUUUAUUUAAGUUGGAGAGUAAAAUUUGUGGGUUGAUAUUUGCUGUAGUGCCUUAUAAGAGGAUGUUUGGUUUUUCGGUGA
Molecule: messenger RNA, 2165 nt
Organism: Glycine soja
Lineage: Eukaryota; Viridiplantae; Streptophyta; Magnoliopsida; Fabales; Fabaceae
Product: adenine/guanine permease AZG2-like
Exons: 2
Coding region: 267-1871 (534 amino acids)
Biological process (GO): transmembrane transport
Cellular component (GO): plasma membrane
Molecular function (GO): purine nucleobase transmembrane transporter activity
Source: RefSeq, a predicted model, not a curated record